This is a messenger RNA of Coffea arabica (coffee), 1293 nucleotides long. NCBI's taxonomy places the organism in Eukaryota, Viridiplantae, Streptophyta, Magnoliopsida, Gentianales, Rubiaceae. The record is from RefSeq and is a predicted model, not a curated record.
AUGAUCGAUGCAACUGCAGGUGGAGCUUUAAUGGGUAAAUCACCCAAAGAAGCUCAGAAUUUGAUAGAAGAAAUGGCAGCAAAUAACUACCAAUGGACCAAUGAGAGAGGUAAUACAAGACGUCACGCAGGAGAAUUACCUAGCAAAACGGAGGUAAAUCCUAAGGAGCAUGUCAAAGCAAUUACUCUUCGUAGUGGUAAGCAAUUAGAAGAUCCUCCAGUGGUGGAAGUUGAGAAUGAUGAGAAUGAAAAACAAGAAGAAAAGCAGAGGAACCAAGAGGCGAUAGUGGAAGAAAAUAGCCGGGAGAAACCAAGAGAAAAUCAACCAUCAUCUUCCGCUACCAUUCCAAUACCUCCUGCGAUUCCAUCUUAUGCAAAGUUUCUCAAGGAAAUCAUGACCAGAAAAAAGAAGUUGGAAGACUGCGAAACAAUAGCAUUAACGGAGAAGUGUAGUGCAAUUAUACAAAAUAAGUUACCACCGAAAUUGAAGGAUCCAGGAAGUUUCUCUAUACCUUGUACCAUAGGUAACAUUGAUUUUUCUAAAGCAUUGUGUGAUCUUGGUGCUAGUGUAUCAUUGAUUCCUCUAACAGAGGCAAGACAAUGGGGUUUGAAUGAGGUUAAACGCACUAAUAUUACUUUGCAACUAGUGGACAGGUCUAUUAGAUAUCCAUUGGGAGUGUUGGAGAAUGUAUUAAUAAAAGUUCAAAAAUUUAUCAUUCCAGUGGAUUUUGUGGUGUUAGAUAUGGAAGAAGAUGUAUAUAUGCCAAUUAUUCUUGAUAGACCAUUUUUAGCUACUGCAUGUACUAUUAUUGAUGUUAAAAAUGGCAAACUGAAGUUUCAAGCAGGUGAAGAAGAGGUAGAGUUUAAUUUGCAUGAAAUGGAAAAAUACCCUUCUUUUACAGAUCAUGUAUAUUCUAUUGGCACAAUUGAUAAACUAACUCAAGAAAUGAGCCAAGUCAAUUUUGACUUUGAUCCUCUUGAAUAUUGUUUAAUGAGUUUAGGUAAACAAGAAGGUGAUUGGGGAGAGAUUGAAGAAUUGGCCAAGUAUUUGAAUUUUCAAGUACCUUAUAAAAGGGGUAAUUUGUAUGAAAGUCUUGGCCAAGAAAAGGGGCUCCCACCACCUUCAGAAAUUGAACCUCCAAAACUAGAGCUCAAACGACUUCCAACUCAUCUAAGGUAUGAAUUUCUUGGAGAAAAUAGUACUUUACCUGUAAUUGUUAGUGCUGACCUUGAUGAUGAGCAGUGUACAAAGUUGCUAAGAGUUCUAAGGAAGCAUAAUAAGGCAAUGGGAUGA